Molecule: messenger RNA, 3246 nt
Organism: Alternaria ethzedia
Lineage: Eukaryota; Fungi; Ascomycota; Dothideomycetes; Pleosporales; Pleosporaceae
Exons: 6
Coding region: 1-3246 (1081 amino acids)
Biological process (GO): amine metabolic process
Molecular function (GO): quinone binding; primary methylamine oxidase activity; copper ion binding
Source: RefSeq, a predicted model, not a curated record
AUGGCGCUCGAUCGAUUGAAGCAAGCUGCUUCGCAUAUUACGGGCGUUGGAGAACCUCCGCACCCAUUUGAUCCUUUGAGCGAGUCGGAGAUUGAAGGCGCAGUCGCUAUCAUCCGAAAAGAGCACAGCGAUGUGUUCUUCAACGCCAUCACCUUGUUAGAGCCGCGUAAAGCGGAGAUGAUGAAUUGGCUGAAAGAUUCUGAGCACACCCCACGACCACAUCGAGUUGCUGACGUAGUCUGCAUUGGCCGAGGCAGCAAAGUGUAUGAUGGACACGCAGAUUUGACCGAAGGCAAGAUCAUCAGCUGGGCGCUGACUGAUGAUGUGCAACCACUUAUCACAAUGGAAGACCUGCAGAUUGUGGAGACAAUUGUGCGGAAAGAUCCCAAAGUCAUCGAACAAUGCGGCCUGAUCGGCAUCCCACCAGAGGACAUGCACAAAGUGUACUGCGAUCCCUGGACGAUUGGUUACGAUGAACGAUUCGGCACCAAAGUUCGUCUCCAGCAAGCGCUCAUGUACUACCGCCCACACCCCGAUGACUGUCAAUACACGUACCCAUUGGAUUUCUGCCCAAUCUACAACUCCGAUACCCAGGAGAUCAUUCACAUUGACGUCCCACCAGUUCGUCGACCGCUGAAUCAGGCCCCGCCAAACAACUAUCACGCGGCUGCGAUUGAGGCUGAGGGUGGGUUCAAGACAGAUUUGAAGCCCAUCAACAUAACACAGCCAGAAGGCGUCUCUUUUAAGUUGGACGGACGAUACAUCAGCUGGGCGAACUGGAAGUUCCACAUUGGCUUCAACUACCGCGAAGGCUUGGUUCUGUCUAACAUCACGUUUGACGACAAGGGCACCGUUCGCGAUACCUUCUGGCGCCUAUCGCUCGCGGAGAUGGUUGUACCUUACGGCAACCCAGAACACCCACAUCAGCGUAAGCACGCUUUCGAUCUGGGAGAAUACGGUGGUGGCUACAUGACCAACUCGCUUAGCCUGGGCUGUGACUGCAAGGGCGCAAUUCACUACAUGGACGCUGCUUUUGUCAACCGAGCGGGCCAGGCUACAACGAUCAAGAAUGCUAUCUGCAUUCAUGAGGAAGAUGCCGGUAUCCUGUUCAAGCACACAGACUUCCGAGAUGACAGUGUUACUGUCACUCGUGCCCGCAAACUCAUAAUCUCGCAGAUCUUCACAGCCGCGAACUACGAGUACUGCGUAUACUGGAUCUUCCAUCUUGACGGAACCAUCCAGCUGGAGAUCAAAUUAACCGGUAUCUUGAACACGUACGCGAUGCUUCCAGGCGAAGAUCUGAAGGGCUGGGGCACUGAGGUGUACCCUGGAGUGAACGCGCACAACCAUCAGCAUCUCUUCUGUAUGCGCAUCGAUCCCAACAUUGACGGACCAGAGAACACCGUUUUCAUGGUCGACGCGAUGCGUGGAGAAGGCGAAGUUGGCAGCGCAGAGAACAAGUACGGCAACGCUUUCUACGCGAAGAAGACGAAGCUCAGCACCCCUGAGCAGGCGGCAACGGACUACAAUGGCGGAACGAGCAGAACAUGGGAGAUGGCCAAUACGAACAAGCUCAACCCAUACAGCAAGAAGCCAGCUUCCUACAAGCUGGUCAGCAGAGAAGUGCCUGAUCUGCUACCAAAGCCUGGAAGUUUGGUAUGGAAGCGCGCCGGUUUCGCGAGACAUGCGGUACAUGUCACGAAGUCCGGCCGUCACGUCCCCCAGACUUCCGGCGAGCCGUCCCAAGGCAUACCCGCCUGGAUCGAAGCCAACCCGAACGAAAACCUCGACAACACCGACGUCGUACUGUGGCACACGUUCGGUAUCACGCAUUUCCCAUCGCCGGAAGACUUUCCGAUUAUGCCUGCUGAGCCCAUGACGCUGUUGCUGCGACCGCGCAACUUCUUCACACGUAAUCCUUGUAUGGAUAUUCCGCCUAGCUAUUGCAGUGUUCCGAGUGGUGUUAAGCAGGGAAGUACGCUUGUGGAUAAGUUGAGUCGUAUGGCGUUUGGUGAGGAGAAGAAGCCUGAGAGCGCGGCGGAUGCGACUUGUUGCUCGGAUCAGAAGUUUGGUGCGGGCGUGUGGGCCCAAGCUUCCACCGAGUCCGCAUCCGACAUCUUCUCCCCUCCACGAUCGCCCGCGCGUAUUCCAGUCACGCACAGCAGCCGCGAUGAUAUAGCACCGAUAUCGCAACGUCCCCAGCAUCACCUUCAUCCCACCGAGCCUGAGGAUGUUCCUGCCGAUUUGGACGGCCCACCAUCCGAACCCGCAAUGCCCCGCGCAUUCCCACCCGUAGAGCAAAAUGAUAAAACCAAACGAGCAAAUGUGCCCCGGAGCGCCUUAUCAGCCUCUCUGGUUGAGAGUGUAGCCGGGUUCAGCGCUGGCGUUGUCUCUUGUCUCGCUGCCCAUCCACUCGAUCUGCUGAAGAACCGCCUGCAACUCAACACCACCAGUCGAUCGCGACCUGGCGACUCCUACCGAAUUCUGCGGAACGUCAUCAGAGAUGAAGGAGGCGUACGCGCACUAUACAGGGGCCUAUGGCCGAACCUUCUCGGUAACAGUCUGGGUUGGGGUCUAUACUUCCUGUUCUAUGGAAACCUGAAAGAAUUGUUCCAAAGUAGAAGGCAGAAGGGCGAGCAUCUGGGAAGUGCCGAGUUCUUCUCUGCGAGUAUCAUCGCUGGUCUCCUCACCGGUGCCUGUACCAACCCAAUCUGGGUCGUGAAAACGCGCAUGCUCGAGCGCGGCGCAAACCACCCUGCCGCAUACAAGUCCAUGAAAAUUGGCCUCCAACACGUAUACGAAACCCGAGGACUGAAGGGGCUUUGGGCAGGGUUCUUACCUUCGUCGCUGGGUGUGCUGCACGGCGCCGUACAGUUCAGCAUAUACGAGAAUAUGAAGAAGAGACGGGGGACGCAUAUCGGUGGGCAAGACAAGCUGAGCAAUUGGGAAUAUGUGUAUAUGAGCGGUGGAAGCAAGCUGCUUGCUGGAGCAAUCACGUACCCGUACCAACCCAUACGCGCGCGGUUGCAGCAAUACAAUGCUGCACAGCAGUACAACGGCCUGCUAGAUGUGCUCAGGAAGACGUACCAGAACGAAGGGUUCCUGGCGUUUUACAAGGGUGUUAUACCUAACACGCUCCGGGUUAUCCCGACUACUGUUGUUACGUUUCUGGUAUACGAGAACACGAAACUAUAUCUACCGAAGAUGUUUGCGGAUGACGAGCAUCAAAGUCACGAUGAAGACUAG